Molecule: messenger RNA, 2784 nt
Organism: Toxoplasma gondii ME49
Lineage: Eukaryota; Apicomplexa; Conoidasida; Eucoccidiorida; Sarcocystidae
Product: serine--tRNA ligase
Exons: 13
Coding region: 1-2784 (927 amino acids)
Biological process (GO): seryl-tRNA aminoacylation
Molecular function (GO): serine-tRNA ligase activity; ATP binding
Source: RefSeq, a predicted model, not a curated record
AUGGUUAGGCUUCGAGUCUGUUUCGCACUCCUUUCUUUCUCUUGCUGCCUGCUCCUCCCGCGUCAAAUCUUGUGCAGCGAAGCCCGGAGUCUUGUCAGACACCGAGCACCCUUUUGUUCGGAAACGUCGGUUCACACGAAUGACGGGACAGAUUUCUUCGCUCAGCCUUCCCUGUCACUGCUCCGUCCCUCUUCCGCGCUUUCGUCUCACGACUUUCCUUCCUCCCCCUUCACGGCUUCAGCUGACCCCAGAGGAGGAAAAUGGAGCCGACGAAGCGAUGGCCGCCGAGGCGGUACAAAACAGGUUAGAGCGCAGGCUAUGACCACUUCGUUGCCGCUAUCUCUUCGCCAACGCAAAACGCCUUUCCAGUUCGAUCUGUGUCUGCGGUUCCCCUUCGUUUCCCCAAUCCGUUCCUCGACUCCCUCAGUCCCUUCUUCCGAGGAGAUUCGAACUGCGCUCUCAUUUUUGUCGGGACGUCCGAGCAGCUUGGAGGAAGCUCUCGGCGCGCCGCCUGCAAAGGCCGUGUGGCGCCUUCACCUAGGAGGGGCAACUCAUGGCUCAAGAUGGCGGUUUUCUCGUUCCGGCGUUUCCUCGUGUCCAUCCUCCUCACGGUUCUCAGUGUCGCCGCAGCCUUUGCGCUCACGAUUCGGUUCCCCUUUCUCUCUUUCCGGGCGUCUGCGGGGUCCGCUGGGUGGACGAGGGCGUCGGCUAUCACCGUCGCUGAGCCGCGACUGGAAGACACGACUCCUGACAGCUCUUUCUCAGGAGGCUCACAGCUCACACCUCUGUGAGAACCACGGGGGUUCUGCAGCGAGGAAUCCUGUGCAGAGAAUCCACAGUCCGGAAACGGCCAGAGAGAACGAAGAAGUCAGAUGCGCCACAGGCCGCGGGCCUUCCGCAGGUCGCAGCACACACGCGAACAGCGGUGAGGGGCCUUGUCGCCGGAUCGGAGUUGCUGAAGAUGAGCAGGCGAAAGACACUGGAGAGCCGUUGCAAAUGAUGAGUCUGAGGCACGUUGCGGAAAGAGGCAAGGAAGUCCUUGAUGCCCUUGAAAAACGCCACGAAUCCACGGAGGUGGUGGAUGCGGCAAGAAAUCUCAUCGAACAUCUCCUGCCCACACAUCGCCGUCUGCAAGUGGAGACUUGGCGCAGAGCCACGGAGCGCCGCCAUCGCGCAGCUGCUGCCUUCGCCGCUUCCCAGGAGUUCGCAAUUGCGCAGAAGGAUGACGUUGACCCUUUUGAAGAAAGGGAGCGUUUGGGUGGCACCGAGACCGAAAGAGGCAGAAAGGUGAAGAAAGAGCAGCAACCGGCGCUCGCCUCUCUCCACGAGCAGGCCGCCCAGACUCGUGCCACUGUGGCUCGUCGAGUUCAGGAGCUCCGCGAGUCUGGAUCACGAAUCAGCGCCAUCAUGAAGCGACUUCCCAAUGCAUUAGACAGCCGAGUUCCAUUGGGGAUCGACUCGAGGGAUAACCAAGAGGUUGACCGCUGGUGGCCGCCUUCUCUCUCUGCACCGUCGUCCUUCCUGCACCCGGAAAUGUCUCCUCCUUCUCCUCCUUCUUCUGUUCGCCACCCGUUAUCUACAGGCUGCGCUUGGCAGAGAGGGGUGGAAGAAGCAUUGGAGGAGAGAGACAACGAAAUCGAUGAGGACGGUGGAAGCACGGAGCCUUCACAAAAGGUGGCGGGUGUUCCUGGAACGGCUGCAGCGUCUUCGUUUGAAAGACAGGUGACCCCGGAGACCUCCGCUUCUUCGUCGCAUGGGCUCCUCGAUCAUUCGACUCUUCUCGCUGUCCUCAACGCCUCCACCGAUGGCGAGGCGACUACUCGCAUGGCUGGCAGACGGCAUUCCGCCCUACGCGGUAUGGUGGCUCGACUGCAUAGAGCUUUGAAGAAUUACUUUCUCGAUUUCCUUCUCGCCCUCGACACUGAAGACGGCAAAAAGUUUACGGAGGUCGGAGUUCCUCCUCUGAUUGUCAGCCGCUCCACCCUCGAAGGCACUGGCCAGCUCCCCCGCCUGGAAAACGGUCUCUUUGCUCUUCCGGCGACCUCGAACAACCAAAUCGCUGGAGAAAAUGCCUUCCUUAUUCCUACGGCCGAGGUGCCUCUCGUUGGCUUCUACAGGCAAAAGCGAAUUCCGGAAGAGGACCUGCCAAUACGCCUGACUGCAGCGACGCCUUGCUUCCGGCUGGAAGACGGAACCUACGGCAGGUGGAAUCGGGGCCUUCUCAGACAACAAGUCUUUGAGAAAGUCGAGUCCGUCGUCAUCUGCACGCCGGAGCAAGCAGAAGAAGAGCAUGCACGACUGCGCAAGAUCGGGAAAACGCUUUUAAAGGAACUACAGAUUCCGUUUCGCGAGGUUCUCCUCUGCAGCGGAGACAUGAGUGCCACCGCCGCCAUAUGUUACGAUCUGGAGGCGUGGAUUCCGAGCCUCCAAGGGUUUCUCGAAGUAUCUUCGAUCUCAAACUGCUGGGACUACCAGGCUCGGCGUCUGUCUGUGAAAUUUCAACCCUCAAAGGGUGCCUCGCGACAGCAGACGGUCUCCAGCAAAAACAAGGAAGCAGGGGACGCCGGACAGACAUCAGCGAAACGCUCAUCGCGUUUCUGUUUCACGCUGAACGGCUCCACGCUGGCUGUCGGCAGGACGCUGGUGGCUGUGAUAGAAAACCAUCAAUUUAUCAAAGAGGAUCACUCUGGCAAGAAACGUGGUGUCCGGAUACCAAAGCCCCUUCAGCCCUACCUCGGAGGCCUCGAAGAAAUUCUGGAAGACAGUCCGUCGUUGUCGAGCUGA